UUCCUGAAGCGCAGGCAAGCAGAGCCUGGCUGUAGAGCUGCCGCCUCAACCUGCCCCCCUCCUUUCCCCGGCUGCAGGGGAAAGGGGCCCAGAGAGCGUCGGGAGGCCGAGGAGACCCCGCUGUGGCACCGAGGAGGAGCCAGGAGGCGUGCGAGGGGUCCUUGGCUCUUCCCCCGGAGACCGGCCCGUUUCCCCUCCCCUCCCUUCAACCCCCUUUGGGCGGGGAGGGGGCAGAAGCCGUGGCUUCUGCAGGAAGACAUGUGGGGGGCUUUGAGGCGAGAGUGGGGCGCCCAGGGGUCGCUCCCUGCUUCCUGAUUUCUUCCUCCUCCUCCUGGUGCUGGAACUGCGGAUUUGAAUUUUGAACCUAUCCUGGUUUUUAUUUUUGGAGAGGUAGGGGAGCAGAAGAUCCCCAAGCCACCUCCAAUCUUUUACCUUUCGGUUCUUCCUUCCCUCCGUUUGGACGUCUGUUGCUCCAUUUUUCUGGUUCUGUGGAAGGACGUGGCUGUUAUAUGAAGACGCUGUGUGGACAGUAAUGACCGCACGUUUCCGAUUGCCUGCUGGCAGAACCUACAAUGUUCGAGCAUCUGAGCUGGCACGAGACAGACAGCAUACAGAAGUGGUCUGCAAUAUUCUUUUUCUGGAUAAUACUGUGCAAGCUUUCAGAGUUAACAAACAUGAUCAGGGUCAAGUUCUAUUAGAUGUAGUUUUCAGGCAUCUUGAUCUGACUGAGAGAGACUAUUUUGGUUUACAAUUGGCUGAUGAUUCUACUGAUAACCCGAGGUGGCUGGAUCCAAACAAGCCUAUCAGGAAACAAUUGAAGAGAGGAUCGCCUCACAGUUUGAACUUCAGAGUCAAAUUUUUUGUAAGCGAUCCUAAUAAACUUCAAGAAGAAUACACACGGUACCAAUAUUUUUUGCAAAUUAAACAAGACAUUCUAACUGGAAGGUUGUCCUGCCCUUAUAAUACUGCUGCACUCUUGGCUUCUUAUGCUGCUCAGUCUGAACUGGGAGACUACAACUUUUCAGAGAACUUCCCAGGCUACCUCUCAGACUACACUUUCAUCCCUGGCCAACCUCAAGACUUUGAAAAAGAAGUGUCCAAACUACAUCAGCAGCAUAUAGGUUUGUCUCCAGCUGAAUCAGAAUUUAGUUAUCUCAGCACAGCUCGAACCUUAGAACUCUACGGAGUUGAAUUGCACUAUGCACGGGAUCAAAGUAACAAUGAAAUUAUGAUUGGAGUAAUGUCUGGAGGCAUAUUAAUUUAUAAGAAUAGGGUACGAAUUAACACCUUCCCAUGGUUGAAGAUUAUCAAAAUUUCUUUUAAGUGCAAGCAGUUUUUUAUUCAGCUUAGAAAAGAAUUGCAUGAAUCUAGAGAAACCUUGCUUGGAUUCAACAUGGUGAAUUAUCGAGCCUGUAAGAAUUUAUGGAAAGCUUGCGUAGAACAUCAUACCUUUUUCCGGUUAGACCGACCACUGCCACCCCAGAAGAACUUCUUUGCACAUUAUUUUACUUUGGGUUCAAAGUUCCGGUACUGUGGGAGAACAGAGGUCCAGUCUGUACAGUAUGGAAAAGAAAAGGCAAAUAAGGAUAGAGUAUUUGCCAGAUCCCCAAGUAAACCUCUGGCUCGCAAGUUAAUAAGUGGAAUGGAUUGGGAGGUUGUCAGCAGAAAUUCGUUGUCUGAUGAUCGGUUAGAAACUCAGAGCUUGCCAUCACGUUCUCCACCUGGAACCCCUAAUCACCGCAACUCUACUUUUACUCAAGAAGGAAACCGUUUACGGCCAUCUUCCGUUGGACAUCUAGUGGACCAUGUUGUCCAUACUUCACCAAGUGAAGUUUUUGCAAAUCAUCGAUCUCCUUCUUCCACACAGGCCAACAGUAUCAUACUAGAAUCAUCACCAUCUCAAGAGACCUCUGUAGAUGGGAAACCACCUGCACUGCCACCUAAACAAUCUAAAAAGAACAGUUGGAACCAAAUUCAUUAUUCACAUUCACAAUUAGAAUUGGAUAACCAUAUAAAUGAAACAUAUGAUGAUGACUCUUCCUCAUCUCCUGAAAAAUCUACACCCAAUGGUGGAAUUCCGCAUGACAAUCUCGUUCUAAUCAGAAUGAGACCCGAUGAAAAUGGAAGAUUUGGUUUCAAUGUAAAGGGUGGGUAUGACCAGAAGAUGCCAGUCAUAGUAUCCAGGGUGGCUCCAGGAACACCUGCAGAUAUUUGUGUUCCUCGUUUGAAUGAAGGAGACCAGGUUGUACUGAUCAAUGGCAGAGAUAUAUCAGAACAUACCCAUGAUCAGGUUGUCAUGUUUAUUAAAGCUAGCUGUGAACGGCACUCCGGUGAACUUGUACUCCUAGUUCGGCCCAAUGCUGUUUAUGAUGUGGUGGAAGAGAAGCUGGAGAGUGAGCCAGACUUUCAGUAUAUCCCUGAAAAGUUGCCACAUGAUGGAGUCCACCAAGAUGACAAUGCUCUGAGGGAAUCAAUGUUUCAGCUGGCGCAGGGGCUUAUUACUGGGACUGUCCUGGCUCAGUUCGAUCAACUUUAUAGGAAGAAGCCUGGGAUGACAAUGUCUUGUGCCAAAUUACCUCAAAAUCUUUCCAAAAAUAGAUACAGAGACAUUUCGCCUUAUGAUGCUACACGGGUCAUUUUAAAGAGUAAUGAUGAUUACAUCAAUGCAAAUUAUAUAAAUAUGGAAAUCCCUUCUUCCAGUAUAAUAAAUAAAUACAUUGCUUGCCAAGGUCCUUUACCCAAUACGUGUCCCGAUUUUUGGCAGAUGACUUGGGAGCAAGGUUCAUCCAUGGUGGUUAUGUUAACCACACAAGUGGAACGAGGCAGAGUAAAAUGCCAUCAGUACUGGCCAGAGCCCAGUGGAAGCUCCUCAUAUGGAAAUUUCCAGAUCACUUGCCACUCAGAAGAAGGAAAUCCAGCUUAUGUCUUCAGAGAGAUGACGUUGUGUAACCUGGAGCAAAAUGAAGACCGUCAGCUCACUCAAAUCCAGUAUAUCGCAUGGCCUGAUCAUGGGGUCCCUGAUGAUUCCAGUGAUUUCCUGGAUUUUGUAUGUCUUGUCCGGAAAAAAAGAGCUGGCAGAGAAGAACCAGUCAUUGUUCACUGCAGUGCUGGGAUUGGACGAACAGGUGUUCUUAUCACCAUGGAAACAGCUAUGUGUCUUAUUGAAUGUAACCAGCCUGUUUACCCAUUGGACAUUGUGAGAACCAUGAGAGAUCAAAGGGCCAUGAUGAUCCAAACUCCUAGUCAAUACAGAUUCGUUUGCGAGGCUAUUUUGAAAGUGUACGAAGAAGAACUUGUUAGACCUUUAAAGACAUCACUGCAUUAAUAGAAGGCAAACAAUAUUUUUCAGAAGAAUCCAUGUAAGACUGCACUUGUUGUGCCAUAACAUUGCUUGCAAGAAAUGAUGUCUGAAAACAAUGAAGAACUGAAAUGGACUUGGAAAAACUUCAGCACUGUUGCACUUUAUGUUAAAACUGAAAACUCUGGUCUCUAAAACACUAUGAUUUUUUCCCGUUUCUUGAAAGACUUCCUUUAUGCUUUGCUUCGAACAAACCACAGACUGAAUGAACUCCAUGCAUUCUGGAUAGCUUUCCAGAGUUUGUUGUAGUGCCAUAUAGUCCCUUUGGUUUGAACUGCUACAAAAGAAAAGCUUGGAACACUCUUGCUCUUUAUUUGACACCGCUCUCUUUUUUAAAGCAGCAACAAUACACAUAAAGCCAUUUCUUCUAGUGCUAAAAUUUAUUUGUCAUUAAGAUUCUUGUUGUCUUUUGUUUUGGUAAAAUGUUAGCAAUAUUAUUACUACUAAAUACACUGCCUAUGGAAGCAGCACAUUUUGCCCUAUGCUCUUCUAAAAAUCUAACCUGAUUUGUUGUGAAAAGCUGCAGUUUGUUCUAACCCAGCAGUUGCUGCAUAAAGGCCCAUUUAACCAGCAGCUUGGUUUAGAUUGGAGUAGAAAGAAUACUUAUUUAGAACUGGUAGCUGUCUCUCAGCAUGUCAUAACAAUUAUGUAUUUGGAAACAUCUGAUGAUAUCACCCAAUGGGAGAAUGCAUGAAUUUUGUCUUAACCCCCAAAGUGCCUAGAGACCUACAGUGUAUGUCUUAAUGGCAAGGCACCAAUAUUGCCCAAAAAGGGAAGUGUGAUCUUGAUUGGUUUUACUUUUUCAGAUUCACAUUUUAAAGCAUUGUCUCUUGGUGCUUAGAAUACGGUACUGUUGUGGGGCAGGGUCAUAGAAAUACCAUUCUUUUUCUACAAGUAUCUGCAUGCUCCUAUGUGUAGCAAAAACAUCCUGGCCUAUUAAACAUGUAAUCAUUGUUUACUCCUCUGAAAUGAAGUGGAAAAUCUAGCACAUUCCUUUCCAAUUGUAAAAUGUUAGCACAAAACAACAAACCAGUAUCAAAUUCUAGAGUUUUUUCCUUACUUUCAACUGUAAAAUUAGAAAAAAGCUUUGUUGUUUGAGUAGGACUUGACUUCCUAGUAACAUCAGUCUCCCACUUUUAAAGAUGAAAAUUCAAAGUGAACCUUCCCUGAUGUAAUUCAUACUUAUACCGGAUUGUGUUUUUAAAAGAGUGGGGGGAAAGGGAAGGGCGGAAUGAAAUGCCAUCAUUUUGUCUCCUAAAUAUGCAACCUUUCUGUACCUUGAUUAGGGUUUUCUGUUGUUUUGCGUAAUGAAACUGGUUGUUUAUUUAUCUCCUUUUAAAUUUGGUAGCCUCUAGAUGGAGGUAGUUGAUUAAUACAAUGUCUCAGCUCACUCAAGGGUAAUGUGUAAUCUUUUUUGUGGUUUUGGAAAUAUACAAAUUUAAUUCUAGGAUAGGAAAAGCCAAUUUGUUUAUGGGGAUGUUCUUCCUGUACAUCAAGUGUAUGUUUCAGACCUUUAUGAAAAUUUAAUCUGCCUUGUAUUUGAAUGCUUUAAUUAGGGACCCCAUUUAAAAACAAAAAAGCAGUCAUGGAAUGAAAUAUUUUUAAGAUGCCUUUUUAAAAAUAAAGAUCAUAAAGAGAGAAAGAAAGAUACAGUGAGGAUGGCUGUAGACUUCUAAGCAGAGCCCUGUGCAGAAUCCCAUACUGGUGUUUAGAGGCUCCUGCUAGUAAUAAGAGGAGAAGGUUAACUAACUAUUUGGCCUCUUAUCCUGCAAAUGCUUGCAGCCUCCAAAGUCAGCUUGAUGCUGCAGGAGGAAUCCUUGAGCAGAUUUUAGAGGACAUGCAGGAUUUCAGGGAGAAGAAAGACUCUCCAGAACUUUGAUUUGGACAAUGUGAAGUCUACAUCCAACCCAUGGCCUUGAAAAUGUAUUCCCAGUUCAUUUUACUUCUGUAGGGCAAAGAUACACCAACCUCAUUUCCUUUCAAGAAAAAGAGAAAGUUUUAAAGGCUUUAGUUUUUUUUAAAAAAAGAAUCUUGACUGUGUUACUUAUUUUAAAAGCAAAUUUAGUAGUCUGUUUCUGGACUUGGGAUUAUUAUCAUUAACUAUAUCUUCCUUUUUGGGUCACUAUGAAAAUGAAUACCAGCUAUGAAUGAUUUACUUUAUCCAGGUUGUAGUUCAAAUAGUAUUAUCUAUAUGGGUUUCUUACUAUCCAGUCUGUAAAAAACACAAUCUUUUUCUCUACUUACAAAAAUUGAAGCCAUUCCUAAAAUGCACUUCUAUUUGCCAUCUGUGAAAAUAAGAGAUGAUUCUUGGUGACUGCUUAGAAUUGUGCUGUGCUGUCACCUAAAUUAUCUUUAGAUACCAGUGGAAGGAAGGAAUGUUCACCAAUUUGGGGAAAGUCUGCAGUGGUGGUUCUUAUGAAACAAUAUUACAGCAAGCCCAAAGAGGAAUACAGUAGAGUCUCACUUGGAUAAGCGAAUAUGUUGGAUAAUAAGAAGGGAUUAAGGAAAAGCCUAUUACACAUCAAAUUAGGAUAUGAUUUUACAAAUUAAGCACCAAAACAUCAUGUUUAACAACAAAUUUGACAGAAAAAGUAGUUCAAUAUGCAGUAAUGCUGUGUAGUAAUUACUGUAUUUACGAAUUUAGCACCAAAAUAUCACAAUGUAUUGAAAACAUUGACUACAAAAACAUUGACUACUAAAAGGCAUGCUGCUUUGGAUAAUCCAGAAUGUUGGAUAAGCGAAUGUUGGAUAAGUGAGACUCUACUGUAAUAGUAAAAGUAAAUGCUUCUGUAGUAAUAAUCUUACUUUGAAAAGGAUUGGCACCUGGUAAGUUUUUAUGCUUUUGAUUUGGUUAGUAUUUAUGUUGUUUUGUGUCAUGACAUUUGUUUUCAGGACUAUCUUACAUACUUGUGGCAUGUUAAAUUUACAUAUGAAAUUGUUUGCAUUCACUCUAGCAAAAAAAAGUACAAUUCUACUGUUGCCAAACAUAUACGUGAAAACAGCAUUGCCCUUUUUAUAAACUAGAUGGAAGAGAAAAACUAGAAGGUGUGUGUGUGUGUGUGUAUAUAUAUAUAUAUAUACACACACACAUAUACACACCCUUGGUAUUUUUACAUGUGCUGAUAUUUUACCUAUAUUGAUAUUCUUAUGAGAGUUUGCCAAAGCAAUCUGAAGCUGUGAGUAACCUUUAUCCCACAGUGUAUACUUUUGUUGGGGUGUAGUUUUGAUUUUUCGUACAUUGAUCUAACAUAAGAGAUAGAAACAUUAGCUGCCUUAAAGUCUCAAUCUCCCCGAUAUAAACUGAUUCAGGUUUACAGUCAGUGUCAAUGAAGAAAUAUUUGAAGAGAUUACUUUGGCAGCUCAUUGGCUAAUCAACAAGCUACAGAAAUGUCCCUCAAAUGUGCAUAUAUGAUAAAGGAAGAAUGAUAAUAAAGCAUUGUUAUGCCAUAAAAGAGAAAUGUCCAUAAAAUUCAUCUUCCCAUUGUGGUAUAAAUAGCCUUUUACUAAUAUUUUUAUAUGGCCUAAAAGUUAAUAUUGCUAAUUACUUUGCAUUGGGUUAUGAAGAUAUGUAUCAAGCUAAAAAGAAAAAGAAAACAUAUUUUUUGUAUGUGCUUCAUUCUGUACAAAACAUGAAUGUAUGCUUCAGGCAUAAUUACAUAAAAGUGAUGAGUGCUUUGGAUGUUGGAUUUCAUGGAUAAUUAUUUUCUUACUAUUUCCUAAAAAAAGAUGGGGAAAGAGAAAUUGUAACACUUCCUGUUUUUUUAAUUCAAGUUGUUUUCAUUGUAAAUAAGAGCAAUGGGGUAAUAGUUUUGUGCCAAUGUAUGUUAAAAAUGUAUGUUUUUUUAUCUUGAAGACUAUGAUUAUUUAAGGUACUUUUGAAGGUUGUCUACUGCAGAAAUCUAGGUUUCUUUCAAGACUUGUUAAAGUUGCUUCUUUGCCUUUUUAGUUGUGUGGCUUUUUGAGUGAUGGGAAUAUAUUUUAAAGUAAGUUAAAUAUGAAGUACUCACUGUCAGUCAUUCUCUGAUAAAGACAGUUAAUCAUCCCACUUAGAGAUGUGAGGAAAUUACGGGGGAGGGGGGCAUUAUUAUUGGAUUAUAAGUUCCAAUAGCCCUAACUAGCAUAGCUAUUGUGGAAAAAUGCUGGAAUUUGCAGUCCAACGUGAUCUGGAGGGUUACAUGAUCCUCAGUAUUAACAUGAAGCAUGGUCCCAAAUAAUGGCGGUGGUUUAUCCAUUUACGGUAGUGCAGUAGUUUUUGUACAACAUUACUACUAGCAUUAGAACAAAGUUGGUUUUUAUGUAAUUAUUGGUAUUUCCAUUUCCAAAAUGUGCAUUCUUGAGCAAUCUUAGUGUAGAAUGAGGCAAACCAUAAGCUUGUUAAGCUAAAGCCUUAGACAUUUUCUCUGAAAUACUAAACUCACAUUUAAACCCAGUAGUACAAACUUUUCACAAAUGUCAUUCAUGUUGCAACUUUGGUUGGUAGCUUUCUUCCGAAUUUUAUGAAUAAGUUCUUGUAAAACAUUGUAGAGUUAGUGCAGACCGCAGUGUAUUAGUAUCCUGUGGAUACCAGUAUAGAAAUGAUACUCUCCUCUUAUAACAGAAGGUACAAAAUGCAAGUGAAGAGAGAUGGGGAGAGGUUUUUUGGUAUAAGCGUUCAGGCCAGGACCUUGCCACCAACCAAUGUGCAGAUGAGAACAGCAUCAUCUGUGGAAGAGAGAAAAAUAACAAAAGUGCUUUAGCUGCAGCUUUUGGGGAGGCCAAGAAGUGGAAAGGUAAUGCAUAGAGUCUCAGCAGCUUUCGUGUAUCAUGGAGCAGAGCUCCUCUAGUGUUUUGGAAGCUGAUCUGUUUGAUCGGGUGCAGAAUUACAAGUAUGUGGCCAGCUGUUGGCAACCGAUGGUUCCUCAAGCCUUUGAAAGUCUUGUGGGAUUUGUAACUCAUGUGUUAUAUUAACCCCUUGUGUAUUUUGUGUAAGUGCCUUUCCUUACUCUUUAAAUCAACACUUGGAAAGGAGUCAAGACAUCUGGUACUAUACCAUUCCCCCCGCCACAUAAUUUCACUAAUAGCAAGAUUCACAAAUGGCUGGGGGACUGCACAUGUUGUGCAAAAGAAACUUCUGCAUGUUAUGCAAACAUUUGUAUUUCAGCAUUAUAACCAGGAUCUAGUUGUCUGCAUGUGUAUCUCACCAAUGCAAAUAGAGGGCAAAUUGAAAGUACAGUAGAGUCUCACUUAUCCAACGUUCUGGAUUAUCCAACACAUUUUUGUAGUCAAUGUUUUCAAAACAUUGUGAUAUUUUGGUACUAAAUUUGUAAAUACAGUAAUUACUACAUAGCAUUACUGCAUAUUGAACUACUUUUUCUGUCAAAUUUGUUGUAUAAUAUGAUGUUUUGGUGCUUAAUUUGUAAAAUCAUAACCUAAUUUGAUGUUUAAUAGGCUUUUCCUUAAUCCCUCCUUAUUAUCCAAGAUAUUCGCUUAUCCAAGCUUCUGCCGGCCCGUUUAUGUUGGAUAAGUGAAACUCUACUGUAAUAACAUGAAGAAAGCCAUAAGGAAGAGCUCCCAUUGAAAUUAGUGAGACUUUGGGUUCUGAUGACAUGGAAAUUAAUGGAAAGACACCAACAAGCCUCUGAGCAUGCAUAACUGGAAAUGAAUUUCUUUUAGUCAGCUGGAUGGACUUUGGAAUAAAUCAGGCUCCUGCCUUAAGCACAAAUACUGCAACUUGGAUAUUUAGGUACUCCUAUGCAAGUGAAAAGUGUGUGUUUGCAAAAGGUUAUGCCUCAUCAUUUCUCUUGAUUUUCCUCGUUUCACAUCCUCCCCUUCAUCCCAUGCCAGUCUAGAGAAUCUGUGCUCCUCAGAAGUGGGUUUCUGGAGCUGCAGCGAAGAGGAGGUGAUAAGAAAGCUUAAAUGUUAGCUAUAGGCUUAAGUGGCUUGUCAUUUGUGAUCUACAGAUCAUUUAUUGAAUUUUAAAUCUGUAUUGGUUGCGCACUUGCUUUGGGGUACUUUUGAUAGGUUGCUUUGUUUGUAUUUGUGUUCCCUUUCUAGCCGUAAUAUCCAGUUGCCAUUUAAAACAAACUGAGCCUUUACUUCCAUUGUUAGGCAAUAGUACCAUUUCAGUUUGUGCCAUUGCCACCUAUCACAGAGAAAUAUACUAAAUUAAUACUAUAUUAAGUCCACUAUGUAACAAAGCAGCAUUUUAAAAAAUUGCAUGGACAACUGUGUUAAACUGAAUUCUGGAAAUGCUGUAAAGGAGAACUAAUAUAUAUGCUUUAAUUCAGUUAUUGCAGCCAAGCUAGGAAUGCAAACCAAAGCUGAACAGGAUGCUUUUCAAUCUUCUGAAUGGUUUAGUAAAUGAAAACUAGAUGUUCAUCUUUGUGAAGGGCAGCUUGCCUUGUUGGAGGCUUAACUUUAAAGUCCAUACACUAAAUGUUUGUUCUCAUCAGCUACAAUCUGGAUAAAUAAAUCUUAUGAGAUAGUUAGGAAAUACAUUCUGUGGGAAAAUGGUAAAAUUAUAUUGUCUUAAACCAAAUGUUAUUGGCAUAUGGUUUAUUUGUAGAGGGAUAUUUGAAGACCACUAUGUUAAUAUUUUAGAAAUGAUUUAUUUGGAAACAAAGAUGGCAAUACUCGGGAAGUGGGGAGAGCUUGACUGACUAUUUACUGGUAGAAAUACUUGAUAUUUAACAUAAUUUUAAAUAUAUUUCAUCUUGAAUUUCAAAAUAGCACUUUAUCAAAUGCUUUACUACUGACAUGAUUUUUUGGGAGAAAACAUGUUUGCUAUCAGACUGAGGAGAUGUUUAACUGACUACUAUAUGGAGCGGAUUGGGUUUUUUCUGAGCAUGAAUGCUUCUGGAUGUUUUUUCCAUCUGUCUUAUGACACAUUUCAUUAAUUACAAAAUCUUAGGUCUGCCACAUUAUAUAUGAAAAAUUAAUCUCUAUGUAUCAACCUGUAGUGCUAGUGCAGAUCUGAUAAACUAAGCAUUUCUCUCCCGAUUUUAGAAUUGUAAUCAUCAUAAGCAAUGGCCCUAAAAAGAACCCUCACAACAUAGCAGCUUAAACAUUUCUUAUGAUUUCUCAGUGUUAUACUCAACUAUACACAGUUUACUCUGCUGAGAUCCAAUUGGGUCUUCAGAUAGCUUUCCAUGUACACCUCAGUUUUGACAGUCUAUCCUUAAUAUUUUAGAUUGGCUUCCAAAAAACCUUGGGGAGCCACACAUGGUCACUAUAAUGCAAAGAGAAAGCGGAUAGUCUCUGAGUGGACAUGGAAAUACAUGUGUGUAUUCAAUGAGUCCUUUGGAUUCUGGCUUGCAUGUAUUCCUGCUUAACAUUUUUUAAAUAUUUGCUUAAAAGUCUGGAAAUUGGUCUGGAUUUUUGUACUUGUUUUGUUAAACUAUAUGUAAUGAGUAGGCAGUGCAAAAAAUUAAAGGGAAAAGGCUGUAAUUCUUAUAGGCAGAAGCUAUAAUAUGGUCAGAGGGGUGAAAACAGUUCAUCCCACAGUUGCUUUGUUUUUCUGUUAAGAAGAGAGGGGGGGGGGGGAUUUCCCAGUGUAGUUACCGCCACGCAUUAGGAACUGGGCUUCAAAUUUAACAUUUGUUCAUAAGGAUAUGAAAUCAAUGAUCUGCUUCUCCUAGCAAAUUCUAAAAAGACAUUUUUAUGUUUGUGUGUGGGGUUUUUUGUUUUGUUCUCCGGCAGAGGUGCUAUAGUCUAACGUGUAAAUAAUACAAAGGGUGUAAAAUCCAAUCUUGUGUCUGGAUCAUCUUCACAGUCCUAUGAGUGACCAUAUUUAUUUAUUUGUGUUGCUAGUGGUAAUGACUUUGCCUUUCUUCUGUGACUUUGCAUUGUCCAGUUCAGCUGGCUGUUGCACUGCUUAGUGAGUUGGCUUUCAGCGCCUCUACCGCCCAGUGUAAUUGUGCAUUGUCCACCCAUCAUCACACAGGUUUGUUUGCAUAUAAAUGGAUGUCUCUGAACUUGUGUUUACAUUUUUAAAAAAUAAAAAUCACAAAGGUUGUUCAGCUAAGAGCAGCUCUACACUAAGCAGCAGGAAAUUUGCUCCAUUGAAAAUUACAUGCACUUGAAUUUGAUCAACACUGGACAAUGUAAAAAAAAAAAAAAUCAGCGUUUUUCACUGCAGCUACUGUAUGCUUUAAAAGGGCCUUAUGGCCUAAAUCCAAUUAUUAGUUCCAGCUAGACCUGGGGCUCAAGGUCCACUGAAGUGAAGUGAAGUGAACCCAUAGAUAAAUCCCUGCGAUUUAAUGGGCCUGCUCUACGUUUGGUUAACAAUUGGAUUUAGGCCUAUGUAUCUUACCUGCGUUGGAGUAAAAGAGAGUUCUUGCCAUUAAUAAGGUACACUAAUGUUAUGCAUACUAUACCAGCAGCUCCCCUGAGGGAAAAAAUAAAUACUUAACAUUUAACAAAUCUUGUUUUUAGUCUUAAGAGCAAUUUCAUUCUAUUAUGUGAAAUAUAUGCUGUUAUACAUAUUUUGUGGAUAUAUUUAAUUUUGAUUGACAAAUAGUUGUCUAGGUAAAAACUUGAAAAAUAUAGUUUACUUGUGGAUCUUAAUUGUUUAAUUGCAAAAUAAAGAUGUGCUUUAGUAA
Molecule: messenger RNA, 11937 nt
Organism: Anolis carolinensis (green anole)
Lineage: Eukaryota; Metazoa; Chordata; Lepidosauria; Squamata; Anolidae
Gene: ptpn4
Product: protein tyrosine phosphatase non-receptor type 4
Exons: 27
Coding region: 533-3325 (930 amino acids)
Biological process (GO): protein dephosphorylation
Cellular component (GO): cytoplasmic side of plasma membrane; cytoskeleton; cytoplasm
Molecular function (GO): cytoskeletal protein binding; protein tyrosine phosphatase activity
Source: RefSeq, a predicted model, not a curated record